Pantherophis guttatus is the source of this 4457-nucleotide messenger RNA. NCBI's taxonomy places the organism in Eukaryota, Metazoa, Chordata, Lepidosauria, Squamata, Colubridae. The record is from RefSeq and is a predicted model, not a curated record.
CGAGGGACCAAAUCCUUAUGAAUUUGCACUUCCUUGCCAGCUCAGUCACAGACUACAUCCGUGUUUUCCAAACUUGGCAACUAACUUUAAGCUGGGCGGACUUCAUAGCUGGCUGGGGAAUUCUGGGAGUUGGAAGCCCAGACAUCUUAAAAGUUGUUAAGGGCGAGAAACCCUGGUCCAGCCAAGGAAGACAAUAUCUUCUAACUGAGCUCAGAUGAACAGAAUCUUGCAAGCCCGAAAUCGUUUUCUUUCAGUGGCUUCCCAUGCCCCUUUUCUCUCUGGUUUCCUUUCUUUCCUCUUGUCUCCCGAGACGGUUCCCACAGGUCAUCUGCCGACCUCAUUUGAGCCCACGCUGAGCCAAUGAGAGGCGUGAUGAAAUGAUGCUCCUUGGAGGCCUUAAUGCUUCGGUUAAGGCUCACCCUGCCGGAUCCAUGCUUCCCUGCCACUUCCCCACUCAAAAACGACCAAAAUAAGAGUGGCAAAGAGGGGGACUUCCAAAUUCGGAGCCCUUCGUCUUCCUCCCCGCCGAGCUAUGCAGAUGGCUGGGGGGAGGCUCUCCACCGCGAGGGGCCCCUGUCCUGCCCAGAACAGCAUCUGGUACCCAACCAGAUUGCCAGUGGUCGGUGGGAGAAAGAUGGGUAGCCGUCUGCGUGAUUGGAAGAGAAUGGAAAAGGAAGAGGCACCUUUAAAUAAAAUUCUUGGAAGCUGGAAGCAGGAAGAGGACAAAGCACUCCGCAGCGUGCCUGCAGUGACCUUCACAAACCCACAACCACAAAACGGGUGGCAGGACGGUGAGUGCCGGUGAGCCACGGAAUCACAUACGCACACACACAGAGACACUUUCUUGUCGUUUCUCCCCCCCCUUUUUUGGGGGUUGUUGUCUUUUUUUGCAUCUGCUUCAGCAGCCAAAAGAAGGCAGAACCAGCCUGCAGAGACGGUGUGUUGUGUGGCCUCAGUACCCCUGGAUGAGGCUGAAGAUGGCUCCCACCAGAAGAAGUCAAAACAGUGGCACACCCUUGACUGUUUUUCUGUUCCCGGCCACCGAUGUGGACUAAGGUACCCUCCCCCUUUCGCCAUGGAGACCCAGCAUCCCAAAUAAAGAAUGAUAUCUUCCAAGUAGGACAUCUUUCUGGUGGGAGACCAAAGUCAACUUGACCUCCUGAAUCACUACCAGCUUUAAGAAGGACUCCUAUCAGAUGAUCUCCUCAGCUAUGUCUGAGUAGGAAGCCAUGUCCUCCUGCUUCUUCCAAGCUCUUCGAAAAGUAGGACUUCCCAGAGAACCAGAGGGGACCCUUCCUGGGUGGGAGGCCCUGGUCCAGCUGAUGGACCUCUCUGGCGAAGGAUGCUCUUCCUUUCUUGGGAAGCCUUGACGUUGGCCGAGCCAAUGAACGCCACUCUCUGGGACCAUGGCAGAUCCAACAGCGUGGAUGAGAUCUUCAGCCCGAGCGAGGUUCCCAGGACCAGCUCCCAACUGCCCACAUUCUCCACGGCAGCCAAAAUCCGCGUAGCCCUCACCGUGGUCCUCUUCCUCUGCUCCACCAGCAUCAACGUCUCCAUGUUGUGGAGCGUCACCAAGAGGUUUCAACGCAAGCCGCAUCUCCGCAUCCUUCUCAUGAAUCUGGCCGCUGCUGACCUCCUGGUCACCUUCGUGGUGAUGCCGCUGGAUGCCGUGUGGAAUGUGACGGUUCAGUGGUAUGCCGGCGACCUGGCCUGCCGGCUCUUGAUGUUCCUCAAGCUGGUGGCCAUGUACGCCUGCUCCUUUGUGACGGUAGUGAUCAGCUUGGACCGCUGGGCAGCCAUCUUGCACCCGCUGAGGGUCAGCAGAGCCAAGAGGAAGAACAAGGCAAUGCUCUGUGUGGCCUGGGCCCUCAGUUUCCUCCUAGCAGUACCUCAGAUGUUUGUCUUCCACACGGCCAGCCGGUCCCAGCCCACCCAUUUCAUCCAAUGUGCCACGGUGGGCAGCUUUGGGGCACACUGGCAGGAAACCCUCUACAACAUGUUCACCUUUUCUUGCCUCUUCCUGGUGCCCCUGCUGGUUAUGGUGCUCUGUUACUCCCGCAUCCUGAUCGAGAUGUCAAGGAUGAUGACCCAAGCGCCAGCGUCGCCAAAAUCCAGGGAGGUCCACCUGCGCUGUUCACGCAAUAACAUCCCCCAAAUCCGGAUCCGCGCCUUGAAGAUGUCGGCCAUCACCGUCCUGACGUUUGUGGCCUGCUGGACGCCCUACUACCUACUGGGCCUCUGGUACUGGUUCUCGCCCGAGAUGCUGACCCGGGAGCAGGUGCCCCCUUCGCUCGGCCACAUCUUCUUCCUCUUCGGCCUCCUCAGCACCUGCCUCGACCCGCUCGUCUAUUGCUUCUGCUCUUCACGCUACCGGACCAGCAAGAAGUUGGCCAAAGCGCUGUCUCUCCGCAUGGCCUCUGGACAGGCGUCCAGCAUGAGCAACGGCCCCAGGCCAGAGAUGGUAGUCCACUGGGCAUGCAAACCAGGAUCUCCCCGUAGUCCAAAACUGGCCUGGGCCAGAAAGGAGAAAGUGACCGAGAGCUGCGUCUGAAACGGCCAACUCUCAAACCGCUGGCCCACUUUUCCUUUCCGAUAAAUUCCGAUUCAGGAAUAUUUCCAGAAAGAGGAGGGGAAAAAAUCAAAUUAUGACCCAUAUCUGAGUUGAAAGCAAUGCAGAAAUGAGUUUGAGGCUCAGAUUAAAUGAUCCUGUGAGAUUUAACCUGUGACUUUUGAAUCAAUUGGGAAAAAUACAGGCAGUCCUCGAUUUACAACCAUUCGCUUAGUGACCGAAGUUACCACAGCACUGAAAAAAAGUUGUCUUUAAAAAAUAUUUUUCACAUUUAUGAUCGUCGAUUCUAAAUUCAAACACUUGGCAACUGACUCAUAUUUAUGACGGUUAGCGUCCUGGGAUCAUGUGAUCCCCUUUUUGCAACUUUCUGACAAGCCAAGUUAGUGAGGAAGCCAGAUUCACUUAACAACCGUGGCAAGAAAAGUCGUAAAAAGGGGCAGAACUCCCUUAACAAAUUUUGGGCUCCAUUAUGGUCAUAAGACAAGGACUAGCUGUCAUUGUCUGUGGCCAUCUUCCGAGGCAAUCUGAGCAUCCUUGUUGAUUCAGAAGUGUCUCAUCUGAUGAAUUAGAGACAUCCUUGAGAUGGGCAUCCAUACACAUUUGAUAAAUAAAAAUAAAAAAAAAUUCCAUGACAGUGUGACUGAACUGGCCUUGAACUGUAUUUCCAGACUUGAGUAUUUUAAUAAAAAAAAUUUUGGGACGAGGGGGAGCCAGAAAUAUUUUCACCCUUCUGUGACUCUUUUUUGUUUUUCACCUUUGCAGCCAGGGAAAAACUUUCUUAAAUGCAACACAGACAACAGAUUAACAGAGUUGGGAGGGAGCUUGGAGGUCAUCUAGUCCAACCCCCCACCCAAGCAGAAGACCCUACACCAUUUCUGAUAGAUGGCAGUCCAGUCUCUUCUUGAAAGCCUCCAGUGAUGAAACUCUCACAACUUCUGAAGGCAACUUGGGUUGAUUGUUCUCCCUGACAGAAAAUUCCUCCUUAUUUCCAGGUUGAAUCUCUCCUUGAUCAGUUUCCAUCCAUUAUUCCUUGUCUGGCCUUCAAAGGUGCUUUGGAGAACAGCUUUCCCCCUUCCUCCUCUCUGGGGCAGCCCCUCAAAUAUUGGAAAGCUGCUAUCCUGUCUCCCCUGGUCCUUCUUUUCACGAGUGCUUGUUUCCAAACUGAGACCAUUAAAUGCCAGAGAUCCUAAACAGAAGCCCCUAGAUAAACACCUGAAUACGUUGCAGAAAAAAACCCAAUACUAAAUAGCUAAAUAAAACAUGGUUAAACUAUCAUUGUCAAAUGUUAGUUUGUUAAGGAUGUUUGCACAGGGAAGUUUUUUUACACUACACGGACGUGUACUAACAUUCUUAACAACCAUUAUCUGACAAUGAUAGUUUGAUCAUGUUUUAUUUAGCAUUGGUUUGAGUAUGGUCACAUGAUGAAAUUUUGGGAGGCUUGGCAACUGGCUUGUACUUAUGACGGUUGCAGUGUCCCACGCGAUCCCCUUUUGCUACUUUCGGACAAGCAAAGUCAAUGGGGAAGAUUCACUUAACAACCGUGUUACUAAGUGAACAACUGCAGUGAUUCACUUAACAACGGUGGCAAGAAAGUGGGGCAAAGCUCACUUAACCACUGUCUCACUUAGCAACAGAAAUUUUGGGCUCAACUGUGCAUGAGAUGAUCAAGUGAGCGCCUUGCUUAACGACUGUCUUGACUUGCGCCCAUAAUGGGCAGGCUCCAUUACAGUCAUAAGUCUAGAACUACCUGUAACAGGUCCUGAAUUUACUCUUGAAAUGGCUGCUUUAAAAGGUUUGUUUCCUAAUAGUGCAUCUCGGAAAUAAAUUGAUUUGCCACUGAUAUUAUAUUUUGGUUGGCUGGAUGAUUCUUAAUAAAAAUAAAGAGUUU